AUCUACCCUCUUUUUAUAAAAGUAACAAACAGUUCUGUAAACAAAGAUCCUUAAACAGGUAGCCGGCCCUUAAACCUCUGUCUCCUCCAAACUCAAAAACCCCAUCGUCUCUAUCAGCCGACAAUUCCACUUCCCUCCCUCUCUCUCAACAAUGGCAACUCUUACACACCCACAUCACCAAGCCCAUCUCUUUUCCAAAUUCUCUCUCAAGUCCAAACCCAAAUUCACUCCUUCUUCAUCAAGAAUCAAAAUGUCCCUUCAAGAAACCGGUCCUUCCCUCGCCGUCGUCGGCGUCACUGGAGCCGUCGGACAAGAGUUUCUAUCUGUGCUUUCUGAUAGAAACUUCCCUUACCGAUCAAUUAAAAUGUUAGCUUCCAAACGCUCAGCUGGAAAGCAGCUAACUUUUCAAGACAACAAUUAUACAGUUGAAGAGCUAACUGCUGAUAGCUUUGAUGGUGUCGACAUUGCGCUUUUCAGUGCUGGUGGGUCUAUUAGUAAAGAGUUUGGGCCGAUUGCUGUGGAUAAAGGUUCAAUUGUUGUGGAUAAUAGUUCUGCUUUUAGAAUGGUUGAGGGUGUUCCUUUGGUUAUUCCUGAAGUGAAUCCUGAGGCUAUGAAAGAGAUUAAAUUUGGAUUAAAGAAGGGCGCUUUGAUUGCGAAUCCGAAUUGUUCUACUAUUAUUUGUUUGAUGGCUGCUACACCUUUGCAUAGACACGCUAAGGUGCAACGCAUGGUUGUCAGUACGUAUCAGGCAGCUAGUGGUGCUGGUGCUGCUGCAAUGGAAGAGCUGGAGCUGCAGACUCGCGAGGUCUUGCAAGGAAAACCACCCACAUGCAAUAUUUUUAAGCAACAGUAUGCCUUCAAUUUAUUUUCACACAAUGCACCUGUUCAAUCAAAUGGAUACAAUGAAGAAGAAAUGAAAUUAGUAAAAGAAACUCGGAAAAUUUGGAAUGACAUGAAUGUUAAGGUCACUGCUACCUGUAUACGAGUUCCUGUCAUGCGUGCACAUGCUGAAAGUGUUAAUCUUCAAUUUGAGAAGCCCCUUGAUGAGGACACAGCAAGGGAUAUUCUGAAGAAUGCCCCUGGGGUGGUGGUUAUCGAUAACCGAGCCUCCAAUCACUUUCCUACUCCAUUGGAGGUAUCAAACAAGGAUGAUGUUGCAGUCGGUAGAAUCCGCCAAGAUGUGUCUCAAGAAGGGAAUCAUGGGUUGGAUAUCUUUGUUUGUGGGGAUCAAAUACGCAAGGGGGCUGCACUUAACGCCAUUCAGAUUGCUGAGUUGCUGCUAUAGUCCACAUUCUUUUCAGUUUUAGGCUAGGUUUAAUCAGGAUGGUAACAUGAGUUAAAUAUUGAAUCAUCGAUCUUUCUAGUUUUCAGACGCUGGCAUUCAUUGUUUGUUUCAUUGAGGUUGUGCAAAGUCAAAAAGUUUAUAUGGUAUAAGGGUUUCUAGUUUGCUGCAUUGAAAUUUCAUCCGAUGUACCCUUUUUGUGUAGAAUUUUGUUUAGUAGUCUUUUUCUUUUUUGUAA
This is a messenger RNA of Ricinus communis (castor bean), 1520 nucleotides long. Its product is annotated as aspartate-semialdehyde dehydrogenase. The record is from RefSeq and is a predicted model, not a curated record. Gene Ontology annotation, biological process: L-threonine biosynthetic process. Lineage: Eukaryota; Viridiplantae; Streptophyta; Magnoliopsida; Malpighiales; Euphorbiaceae. Gene Ontology annotation, molecular function: NAD binding; protein dimerization activity; NADP binding. The coding region runs from base 152 to 1285 and encodes 377 amino acids. The transcript is spliced from 7 exons.